GAGAGAGAGAGAGAGAGAGAGAGCGCUCUCCAGGUUGGCGCAGGCACCGGUCCGGGAGAAAGGAGUUGAGCACGGCGGCAGCAUGGCUUCGUCUCACGGGAGAAGCGACCUGCGGUUCGCAGACUGGAUGGCAAGUUUACCGCAGAGCAUGCACACUAUCCCGCUCACCAACCUGGCGAUUCCCGGCUCACAUGAUUCCUUCAGUUUCUACAUCGACGAGGCAUCUCCAGUGGGCCCCGAGCAGCCGGAGACGGUGCAGAACUUUGUUUCUGUUUUUGGCACGGUGGCCAAGAAGCUAAUGAGGAAGUGGUUAGCUACACAGACUAUGAACUUCACCAGCCAACUGGAGGCAGGGAUCCGCUUCUUUGACCUGCGCAUCUCCACCAAGCCCCGUGACCCCGACAAUGAGCUGUACUUCGCCCACGGGCUCUUCAGUGCUACGGUCAGAGAAGGUCUAGAGCAGAUCAGUAGUUUCCUGUCAGCUCAUGCCAGAGAGGUCGUGUUCCUGGACUUCAACCACUUCUAUGGUGUGCAGAACUUGCACCAUGAAAAGCUGGUGGCCAUGUUAAAAGAGGUGUUUGGAGAGAAACUCUGCCCAGUUGUCUUCGCUCAGGAGGUGACUCUGCAGUAUCUGUGGGAGAAGGAGUAUCAGGUACUGGUCUUCUACCAUCACCCCAUGGCCCUUGAGGUGCCCUUCCUGUGGCCAGGCCAGAUGAUGCCCGCUCCCUGGGCCAACACCACUGAUCCAGAGAAGCUGGUUCAGUUUCUCCAGGCGUCUGUCACUGACCGCAGGAGGAAGGGGACAUUCUUUGUCUCCCAGGUGGUUCUGACACCAAAGGCCAGCACUGUGAUGAAGGGUGUGGCCAGUGGACUGAGAGAGACGAUCACAGAAAGGGCCUUACCAGGCAUGAUGCAGUGGAUCAGAUCGCAGAGACCUGGGGAGAGCGGCAUCAACAUUAUCACAGCUGACUUUGUGGAGCUCGGAGAAUUCAUCAGUGCUGUCAUCACCCUCAACUAUCACCUGGACGAAGAUGACGAUGAUGCCACCUGAGAGCCUGCUGUGGGUGUGAGAGAGCACAACCACCACCACUGCUUCCAGUGGCUGGGUCUGUGUUCUCACUCUUUUCUCUUUGGCAUUUAUUUCAGGAGGGGAGCUGCACUGCUCCUUUCACUUUAUUUAGGGCUAUAGUGAAUUGAGAGAGCACAUGGAAAAGGUGGUUGAGGAAAGACAAGUUGGGAUUAGUAGAAACAACACUGGUGUUUGGUUUGAGCACUAAGAGAAUGAGAUUUUGUUUGUUUCCUACUUUUGGGGAUCAAAAUGUUUUGUUUUUUCAAUUUUCUUUACUUCCUGUGCUGUAAAAAUAACUGCUUUUUCCACUGAUCUAAUUGACUGUUUCCAGCCUUACCACUUCAUCAAGGGUAGAUUCCUCAGAGCAUAUCCACUUUCUGCUAAAUGUAUUGGUACAUCCUUCUUGAUAUUCUAGUGACAGUAAGUUUUUUUUCUGAGGUUGUUUUAAAUAAGUCUGUGUAACUUAAACCACUCAGAUUGUUGGCCAGUGUAAGUAGCUAGCAGUUGUUCGUCUUGUUUGGAAAAUCUAAGACAAUUCUUUUUUUUUCUUUUUUUUCCCCUAACAGUAUGCAUCCCUGGUUAAAUCACUGCAGUUGUUUCUGAGAACACCUUCAGUACUUUUCAGUGCAGUGUGUGUUUAAAAACUUAUAAUAUUGUGUUUACCCAAUACACAGACAAGAAAUUAAGUCAGCUUGCAGCCUAGACAUUGAGCACACACCUGUGCACAUUGGUUAACCACUAAUUCACCUCCUUGCCCAAAACCACUAAGAGACAGACAAAGAGUGCAGCUUGACUAGCCAAGAGAAAAGUACCAAUCAUGUUAUGUGUGCUUAAUCUUUUUGUGCAUCUCGAUUUCAAGACAAACAUCAGCUGUCACUGCAAGGUACAGAGCGACAGAAAAAAUAAUUUGUUUAGGACAGCUAUAAAUGCAAUCAAUGUUACUAGUUAUUUUUAAUGGGUAGGAAUCCGGCGUGAUACAUUUAUUGGAUUUUGUGGUGGGUGCUGAAUCGUGACAGUUGAGUAUAAAAAUACAGUACAUCUGGAUACAAGAAUGUACCCACUGUCUGUGGUUCCUCUGCUGAAUGCUUGCCCCGUAUAUGUGCGUCUAUACUUGCUGCUGUAGUGCAGCACAUAUGAGUCAUCAUGAGAUGUAUCAGUGUUGUGUCUUUCGUAAUAACAGGUGAUAAAGUUGCUUAACACUCACACAGAGACCCAUUUUACUUCAAGUCAGAAAAGUUUGAACAUCAUAAUUUGGAGUCAUGAUGUGACACCAGUGAUUUGACACCCGGACAGUAAUACAGUAAAUGUUUAGUUAAGGUCUAGCCGUAGCUCUUUGGUGUCUACUUCAUUAGGUGUUUCAUAUUUCGGAAUGUUUCCGAAUCCCCCAAUUUUUGCUAUAUCAAUAUUGGUGCAAUACAUUUAUUAUACUCUGAUUUUUUUAAAAUGUGUUUUUAUUGCAUUUCAUUCGUUACCCUGCAAUUUCUAAUUUAAGAUGGAAAAGAACAUUGAAAUGACACCUGGGAAGACAAUGGAAAUAUUUUUAUUGCAAGGUUUUACACAUUAUGCAUGAAAAAAACAAAAUCGCAUAGUCGUCAAUCAUCCACACACCUUCUGAUCAGUGUGGCAUUUUCUGCAGAGAAUGUAUUCUGUAAGGACUUUGUUGUCUAGUUUGGUAAUGUAAAGCCAGAAACAGGAAACUCAACCCUUUGGAUUUGUGAAUGUAUGUGUCUUGUGAGUAACUGUGCCAUUUCUAAAAGUCUCAUGUGAUUGAGUGACUGAGUAUCAGCUAGAAAGUCAUGUUUGUACCGUAUGCUUAAAUGUGAAAAUGAGUUCAAGUUUUAGAGUUCAAACAGUACUUCUUUGACUUCAGUGUGGUUUCAUGUUAAAAUGUUUUAUAUCGUGAAAAGUUUGUACAUACUGUAACUGCAAAUAGUAUACUGCCGAUAAAUUGUAAAUUAUUAAAACUACUGCGAAGAAGUCAUUGACAAUAGUUUCUUAACGUGUAGCUUAACUGAGCUAUCAUACUGCUUCUUGGUUUUCAUAUUUAUUUGGUACUUCACUGUUGUGCAUGAAUCAAAAACUUCUACAUAUACCUUAGAAGGGUUCAUGAGGUUUGUGCAUAACUUCUGUUAUUUUAUGCAUAUUGUUCUUCAGAGCAUGGAUGCAUCUCAGCUGGAAAUGUUUUUACCCUUUAAAACAAAUCUCCACAUUAAUUUAUUUUUUAAAUGUCACACUGCUACUACGCCAUUCAGAUUAAGAAUGAACCCACACAAAUGAGCAGACUUGAAAAGGCUUGCAAAUUGUGUUGUAAGGACAUUUGUGUCUUCCCUGGUCCAAACUGUUGUCGUUGCCUUUAUGUUCUGGUGUGAAAAGAGUCCCUUGCUGUUGUAAAACUCAAAAACUUUCAUUCCAAUGAAAGUGACUCUGUUCUAAG
Messenger RNA from Toxotes jaculatrix (banded archerfish), 3503 nucleotides. It is a transcript of the gene plcxd3, whose product is annotated as phosphatidylinositol-specific phospholipase C, X domain containing 3. The transcript is spliced from 6 exons. Gene Ontology annotation, biological process: lipid metabolic process. Gene Ontology annotation, cellular component: synapse. The coding region runs from base 83 to 1051 and encodes 322 amino acids. Gene Ontology annotation, molecular function: phosphoric diester hydrolase activity. The record is from RefSeq and is a predicted model, not a curated record. NCBI's taxonomy places the organism in Eukaryota, Metazoa, Chordata, Actinopteri, Toxotidae.